Molecule: messenger RNA, 1473 nt
Organism: Dufourea novaeangliae
Lineage: Eukaryota; Metazoa; Arthropoda; Insecta; Hymenoptera; Halictidae
Exons: 7
Coding region: 1-1473 (490 amino acids)
Source: RefSeq, a predicted model, not a curated record
AUGGCUACGUCCGGUCUGGAUCGUUUGGGCGCGAAACUGUACGUUUUACUGGGCCUGCUGUUCGUCGGUAUAAACGGGGAGAAGAAGGUCAACUUGGCUGACAUAGAGAGGGACAAUUUGCGAUCGGAAGGUAUAUCGAAAUCGGGUGUCGCUCGGCCAGAAGGAACGAAGUACUUGACGAAGCCAGAGUAUAAUCAGCAACAAUACCAGUUACCCAGCCAAUACAACAGACCAAUUAAUACACCUAACGCAUAUGUCACUGCUCCACCGAGUCAAAAUGCUCCAGAAACCUACAUUCAGUCCAACAAAUACAUUCUAAGGGAACCAAUCUAUCAACAACAGAAUAAUGUCCCACCGGAGCAGUCUCCGGAAUCUCAAUAUUAUAACGAGUACCAACAAUCCCCGUCAUCUUCUAAAGACAUUUCGCCUAGUAUCUACGAAUCCCAACAGUUGAUCUACCAACCGGAAGUGGUCGUUGGUAACCAGUUGCAAGCAACUCAGCAGAAGACUGUUACGGCUAAAUACGCGAAAAACGUGAACAAAGAGACAGUAUACGUCGAUAUCCCCAUGAUGCACCUUCUGGCUUAUUACCCAAACUUGAACGGGAAUCCCGGUAAAAGCAGCGGGCUAUUGGUGCCUCAAUUGACUACAGCCGCGACGGAACAGAUAUCCAUUCCUCUCUAUACUUCGCCGCUAAACCAGAAACCGAUUGUUCCGGUGAAGCCGACUUAUCAGAUUCAGUACGCUUCGAAAUACAAUGGGGCUGUUCAACCCACUUUCACCACUAAGGCACUGAAGGGUACCGUUUACGCCACUCCCGUUACUCCGAAGAAGUACACCAGUGCCCCGUUAGUAAACGUGCCGACAUACGUUCCAUCGGACCAAUCGCUCGCCCAGGGAAGGCAGUUCUUAUACACGCAAGCGUACAUCGCUCCACCCCAUCCGCAAUACGUCUCCCAGUUAGUCUACACACAGCCAGCGACUGUUUAUAUGCACGCUACGCCUGUCUACAACGACGUCUACGCUCGUGCACCUGCCUACUCGCAGGACAACUCUCUGCACACAAACGUAAACUACAACGGCCCACCUGAACAAUUGGAGACUUCCGUGCCGAUCGCCGAUGAGCUGCCAAAUCAGGUUUUGACACAACAAACCAGCCAGAGCGUGGCUCAGAAUUACGUCAAGGAUCCCGAGGAACCCAGUGACGAUUUGGUACCGCCUCAAUUACCGCCUCAGGAUUUCAAAUCUGGCGUCACGUCCUUGCUACCAGUUCCGUCGCAAGAGGACGAGCCCCUUCCAGUGCAGAAUCACGUGGUCCCAACCGAGCCAAGAUCUCUGUUGGAUUCGUACAUCCCUAGCAACGUAAUCGUGGCUCAGGAUUCCGCCAGAUAUCAAGAAAGGCCGAUCAAAUUGGAGAGCGGCUUCCUGCCGUCGAAAGAGAACUUCCUGUACAAGAAACGUAAGGCCGAGUGA